This is a messenger RNA of Frieseomelitta varia, 740 nucleotides long. It is a transcript of the gene RpL18A, whose product is annotated as 60S ribosomal protein L18a-like. Gene Ontology annotation, biological process: translation. The transcript is spliced from 3 exons. Lineage: Eukaryota; Metazoa; Arthropoda; Insecta; Hymenoptera; Apidae. Gene Ontology annotation, cellular component: ribosome; cytosolic large ribosomal subunit. Gene Ontology annotation, molecular function: structural constituent of ribosome. Bases 110 to 643 code for a protein of 177 amino acids. The record is from RefSeq and is a predicted model, not a curated record.
GUGUUUAAAUCAUAUUUCACUAGAAAAUAAAAUGGCUACGUUUCCGAAGUAACUAGAACGUUUGCCUUGGUCUUUUUCCGGUUCGUUAUCGUGUUUCACGCACGGCAAAAUGAAAGCUAAGGGUGAAUUGAAGGAGUUCGAGGUGAUCGGACGCAAAUUGCCGACCGAAAAAGAAAAGACCACACCAUUAUACAAAAUGAGAAUAUUUGCGCCUGAUGCCAUUGUUGCUAAAUCCAGAUUUUGGUAUUUCUUGCGUCAACUUAAAAAAUUUAAAAAAUCUACAGGAGAAAUUGUUUCUUUGAAGCAGAUACCGGAGAAAUCUCCGAUAAAGAUUAAGAACUUUGGCAUUUGGCUAAGAUAUGAUUCAAGAUCUGGAACUCAUAAUAUGUAUAGAGAAUACAGAGAUCUGUCCGUCAGUGGUGCCGUAACGCAAUGUUAUAGAGACAUGGGAGCUCGCCAUCGUGCCCGUGCUCAUUCAAUUCAGAUUAUUAAAGUUGAAGUUGUAGAAGCGGCAAAUUGUAGGAGACCCCAAGUUAAACAAUUUCAUGAUUCAAAAAUCAGAUUCCCAUUACCAAAACGUAUUCAUAAUAGGAAUCGUAUGCCGCUUUUCAGUGUUAGAAAGCCACGUACCUAUUUCCUUUGAAUACUUUAAAUUAAAAAAUUUUUUAAAUUAAAUGAUUUGCACAUUGACAUCAAAUAUUAUUCUAAACAAAAUAAAAUGAUAUUUAUUAUCAUGUCAA